Molecule: messenger RNA, 3006 nt
Organism: Megachile rotundata (alfalfa leafcutting bee)
Lineage: Eukaryota; Metazoa; Arthropoda; Insecta; Hymenoptera; Megachilidae
Product: pancreatic triacylglycerol lipase
Biological process (GO): lipid catabolic process
Molecular function (GO): lipase activity
Source: RefSeq, a predicted model, not a curated record
UGUUUUCUGAUUAUUGGUACUAAUUACAUUGUUGUGAACGCACUUGCGUACAGUCGUUAUUUGAUUAAAAUCAAUAAAUUCAUUAAAUAUUAAGUUACUAUCUGUUUACAUUGCGAGAAGAUAAACUUGAGAGAUAGAUGAUGUGCAGGUGUCCAAUAGACUCGACACUUGUUAUUUAUUAUUGAUCUUACAUCAUUGUUCAUAAAUGAUUGAUGUUCCACAUUUAAUAAUGAAUUACUUUUAUCGUGUACAUUGUUUUAGCUUUGAUAAGUACAUGAUAAUAAUUUGACAAAGAAGUAAUUUAUUGGCAUAAUUUAUAAUUAUUUGAUAUGUUGACAAUGAAAUCUGCUUUAAUAUUUGGAGACAAUUGUUUGCUGAACAUUCUUCUUAUUAUUUCAAUAUAAUAUCUCGGUUUUCUGCCUGUAAAGUAUCGGCAUCUUCGUAGAAAAUUCAACCAAACGGAUUGUAUCUUUAUUGAAUUAUAACCGUGAAACUCGUUCAUCCGGUUUCUCGGAUCUUUGAGAAGAAACAUACGUGGUUUUUGAUGCCCUAAACGUAAAAAUCUUGUUUUGAUAACGGUUGUGUGCUUCCAAUUCAAAGCUUCUUAUUCUUGAUAAGAUUUCACUAAGAUAUAGAAAAUAUAUCCGUAGCCUUUUAUAAAUCUAUAGAAAUCGCAGUAAACGAUAAAAAAGCUUAAGAACAGGUGCAAAAUAAUUACUCGUUACAUUCGCUUUUACGAUAACUGUAAGAUAUAAUCAGAAAAGCACGUGCAGAUUAAUUGUUUUUGAAAAAAACAAUAUCGUCGUUUUCUACUAUCUAAAACUGUUGCUGAAAUCUACCAAGUGAAAGCAAUGAAUUUUUAUAGACACGGUCAUUACAUUCGCGCAUGAAAGAUUGCAAAUAUUACAUCAUGUUGAAUACGCAGAAUGAGGUCAUAAUCAUGGUGACCAAGGGAAAGUAGGUAUUACUUUUCGUUUAACAGCUUGAAGCCAACGGAUAUGCAUUUCUGAAAUCAUUGAACGACUUCAACAUCCAUGUAUAAUAUCUCUGAAAAUUGUUAACCGAGUAUCUCUAUAAUCAUUUAUGAGUAAUGAAUAGGUCUAUUACAGCGUGCUCACGAAACGUAAAAAUGAUUGCGUAAAAGGUUUGUACCUUCCUUUGCAAUAACAACGAAUGGAAAGAAGAAGAACUCGGUGAAUGUUUCGUAUUGCAUUUGAGUUUCAGGUCACUAGUAUAAGGAAAAACGUUAUGAAUCGACGAGAAAACAGGGACAGCGAAGGAAACGCAAAGAAGGAGAGAAAGGCGAAGAAGAAGAACGUGGCGACAACGUUGUUAAACGCAAAUAUUCGAUGAAAACUCAAUGAAAGAUGCAGUUCGAGUUGAUAAGACAUUUGCUUUUUCUAAUUCUCUUUGUCCUCUGCAACGUCGAAGCUAAACGUUCUGUAAAACUUCUUGCAAUGAGAAAUCGUAUAAUGCUUCAUCGAGCGAAUGCUAAUCAUCAAGACCGAAAACCGAAAAUUUGCUACGGGUGUUUCGCGGAUCCACCAGCUGGCUUAUCGCUAAAACGACCACCUGAACAUCCCAACGUAAUUCAAACAAGAUUUUUAUUGUACACUCGUGCGAGACGAGAAUCUCCGGAUAAUUUGCAGUAUAGUGAUAAUUUUAGCUCGAUUUUGGAAUCACGAUUCGAUGCGACUAAAAGUUUGAAAGUUAUAAUACAUGGCUAUAAAGGAAGCGGAAGUGACGUCGGUACAAUCCUCAUAGUACAAGCUCUCCUGGACAUGGAAGACACGAACGUCCUAGUUCUCGACUGGACCAGAGGAGCUGCAACAACUUAUUCAGCAGCAGUAGCAAAUACCGAACUCGUAGGUCGGCAAUUGGGUUUGAUCCUCUUGGAUGCCAUCGGUUUAGGCUCGCUUCCUAAAAAUAUUCAUGUAAUUGGCUUCAGUCUUGGAGCUCACGUUGCUGGUUGUGCUUCCGAAGUUCUGAAGAAAAGGAAUAUUCUCCUUGGUCGUAUCACAGGUUUAGAUCCUGCGUCGCCGUUUUUCAGGAAUCAUUUAUUCAGAGAAAAGUCUAGAAAACUGGAUGCUACGGACGCUCAGCUUGUAGACGUGAUACAUACCGAUGGUUCCGAGGAUUUUGCCGAUGGUUUCGGGCUUUUGAAACCACUUGGUCAUAUUGAUUUCUUUCCUAAUGGUGGUAGAGAACAACCUGGCUGUUCUGACGUAAAGAAUUCUGUUGUUGUUAGUCACUUAAAUGAGGAAAUGCUGACUAAAGAGCUUGCUUGUAGUCACUUGAGAGCAUGGAUGUUCUUCUUCGAAAGCGUACGUAUGGGAAAUGAAUCCUGUAAAUUUAACGCCUGGCCUUGUCCUCAAGGAAGAAAUUCGUAUAUGAGCGGAAUAUGUUUUCCCAUGGAGUCUACACUUUGGUCCCAAGAGAUGGGCUACAGAGCUAAUUUUGGUCCUUUAGGAAUUUAUUAUUUGCCUACACGAGAAGAGCAACCAUUUUGUGGGCAAUCUCUUAGAGCAUCAGCAAUGAUCUCUGAUGACAAAUUAAAAACAUCCGGAAUACUGUUUUUGAAGAUCGCACAACAAAAUUCGACGAUAAUUUUUAAGCUUCGAUGCAUAGUAACGAAUCGAAAAUACAAAUCGACAACGAUUUACAACAUUGCCGCAGCGAAAUAUCAAUUUCUGCCGAGUAAUCAAGUUACGAUAAAGGCAUUGAUUUGGUAUCAAGCGCUCAGAAAUGAAGAAAAUGAAAAUGCAAUUAAGAAUUCUAAUCCGGAUACACUGCUCAUAGAUAAGAUUGCAAUUGAAGACAGAAAAAGUAACAGAUGGGAAUAUUGCGCUACAAAUACAAGUAUAAAUUUACAAGAAAAAACUGUGUGGUUACAUCGAGUAUAGUACAACUUUUUGUAGAAAGAUCGUCCAUUUUGGCAUUAUUUUACAAUAAUGUUUAUCCUUACUAUUAUGUCCAAAAUGUAAAAAAUAAAAUAGAUUGAACGAU